AUGGAGCUGAAGUGUCACAGCAGGUGUGCUCUGCCUGAUUAUACUUCCUACUACUGGUACGAGAAUGGACAAUUCCUCUGGGAUACACCAUCUUAUUAUUCAACCUACUUUGGUUCUGCAAACAGCUACUCCUGUGCUGUAAGCGGAUAUGAGAAUCACCGUUCUCCUUCAGUGUAUGGUCCAAAGCUUCCCUCUGUGUCAGUGAGUCCCUCUGCUGAGAUAGUGGAGGGCAGUUCAGUGACUCUGACCUGUAGCAGUGAUGCUAACCCAGCAGCUAACUACACCUGGUACAAGGAGGAUGAAGACUCACCAAAAGCAUCAGGACAGAUCUUCAUCAUCACUGACUUCAGAGCUGAACACAGUGGGAACUAUUCCUGUGAAGCCCAGAACAGAAGAGGACGUAGUAACUCCACCUUACAUCUGACUGUUGUAGCCGUUCUAGAUAAAACAACAAUGAUCAUACGUAACACCAGGUUGACUCUGGUGGUUGUGAUUCCGAUUUCUCUGCUUCUCUUCUGUCUGUGGAUGAGAAAGAAGAAAGCUCUGAGCUCCACCACUGAACCACAUGAACCCAUAGAGACUGUGGAGUUGGACUCUGAUCCUGAGUAUAAGAACAACUCAAACACUGCAGCACAGACAGAAGACUCAGAGGAGCAGGAAGACCGGGUGUGAAGAUGCAGUUAAACCAGAGGGAGACUCAGCUGGAUGGAGACAGAGAGAAGUACACUGAAGUGGACG
Molecule: messenger RNA, 738 nt
Organism: Anarrhichthys ocellatus (wolf-eel)
Lineage: Eukaryota; Metazoa; Chordata; Actinopteri; Perciformes; Anarhichadidae
Product: B-cell receptor CD22-like
Exons: 6
Coding region: 1-672 (223 amino acids)
Source: RefSeq, a predicted model, not a curated record